AUGCGGCGCCAGAUGGCAGGACCCGGGACCAACAAGCACAAGGAUGGUCCCAACAUUGACGCGGGCAAGUACGCUCCCGCCGCAAACACCGCCGGCUUUCGCCGCACUACCAUUGCUGCUGGCCCGACCUCGCAGGAGGCCAAGGUGACUGUUUCUGGCAAUGAUGCUGGAAAGCUUGCUGCUGCUGGCGGCUCUGGCGACGGCUACCGCCGCACCACUAUUGCCGCUGGCCCAACCUCGCAGGAGGCCAAGGUGACUGUUUCUGGCAACGAUGCCGGAAAGCUUGCUGCUGCUGGCGGCUCUGGCGACGGCUACCGCCGCACCACCAUCGCCGCCGGCCCGACCUCGCAGGAGGCCAAGGUCACCAUCUCGGGCAACGAUGCCGGCAAGCUCGCAGCUGCCGGAGAUGCUGGCGACGGCUACCGCCGCACCACCAUCGCCGCCGGCCCGACCUCGCAGGAGGCCAAGGUCACCAUCUCGGGCAACGAUGCCGGCAAGCUCGCAGCUGCCGGAGAUGCUGGCGACGGCUACCGCCGCACCACCAUCGCCGCCGGCCCGACCUCGCAGGAGGCCAAGGUCACCGUCUCGGGCAACGACCCAGGCCUCCAGGCUGCUGCAGGUGCGCCGCCGCCGUCGGGUGGGUACCGGUCGUCGACGACGACCACCGCCGCUGGCCCCACGGCAUCGGCCGACACCAAGGUUGCUGUCUCGGGCUCGGACCCCGGCCUGCGCGAGGGUGUUGGUGCCGCCGACGGUGGCUACCGCGCGUCGACGACCUCGACCGCUGCCGGCCCUGGUGCCGCCAACACCGAGGUCAAGGUUGGCCUCGACCCGGGCCUUCAGGCCCCUGCCGCCGACAACGCGUACUAA
Thecamonas trahens ATCC 50062 is the source of this 870-nucleotide messenger RNA. RefSeq lists its product as uncharacterized. The record is from RefSeq and is a predicted model, not a curated record. NCBI's taxonomy places the organism in Eukaryota, Apusomonadida, Apusomonadidae. The transcript has 3 exons. Bases 1 to 870 code for a protein of 289 amino acids.